This is a messenger RNA of Macrosteles quadrilineatus (aster leafhopper), 2562 nucleotides long. RefSeq names its product diuretic hormone receptor-like. The transcript has 12 exons. Gene Ontology annotation, molecular function: G protein-coupled peptide receptor activity; peptide hormone binding; diuretic hormone receptor activity. Gene Ontology annotation, biological process: adenylate cyclase-modulating G protein-coupled receptor signaling pathway; cell surface receptor signaling pathway. Gene Ontology annotation, cellular component: plasma membrane. The record is from RefSeq and is a predicted model, not a curated record. Bases 87 to 1520 code for a protein of 477 amino acids. Lineage: Eukaryota; Metazoa; Arthropoda; Insecta; Hemiptera; Cicadellidae.
AUUCGACUGUGCGACUUCGUGCUUAACGGACGUGUUCGGUCAUGCCGCUGCCGUAUUAAUUUUAUGGACCAUGGCUACAUAUUAAUAUGGAAGGCCUAAUGGAUGCAUCCAGCUACAUGAACCGCUCUCUGCUAGAUUUGGCGGGAAACGGUACAGUUUCGGAGCUGGUCAUCAGAGAGAUAGAGUGCCUACUACAGUCCCAGGAUGACGUACGAGACGGCAGAAAGUUAUGUCCCAGACUAUGGGAUGGUCUACUGUGUUGGCCUCCCACUAAACCUGGUACUCUAGUCAGCCUACCUUGCUUCGAGGAGCUGAAUGGAAUCAAGUACGAUACUUCCAAAAAUGCAACUAGGUGGUGCGAACGAGAUCUGACAUGGGACAACGCUACCAACUACACCGCUUGUCACAACCUAGUUGUCCCACCUGAUGAGGAACUAGGUGGCGUGGAAGUCACCACUGCUAUAUACUUCGUUGGCUACACUCUCUCUUUGGUAGCUCUUACUGUGGCCGUUUGGCUCUUCCUCUACUUUAAAGACUUAAAAUGUUUGAGGAACACGAUUCACACAAACCUGAUGAGUUCUUACAUUCUAGCUGACUUCAUGUGGAUUCUCACUCUGCAAUUACAAGUAUCCGGCCAAUCAAACAUUCAUUUCUGUGCUGUUCUGAUUAUUCUGCUUCAUUACUUCCAUCUAACCAACUUCUUUUGGAUGUUUGUCGAAGGUUUAUACCUCUAUAUCUUGGUGGUGGAAACCUUCAACAGAAAACAUAUAAAACUGAGAGCAUACAUCUUCAUUGGCUGGGGUGCUCCCUUGAUAUUCAUUCUAGUGUGGGCGAUAGCGAAGGCUGCGGAUGAGUUCAAUCACAAGAUGCACGUGGAGGGAGAUCAAAGGCAUUGUCCAUGGAUGACUCAGCAUCUUCUGGAUUGGAUUUUCCAGGGGCCGGCUCUCGCGGUGUUGGCUAUAAACCUUAUAUUCCUGGCCAUGAUAAUGUGGGUGCUGAUCACCAAACUUAGGUCAGCAAACACCCUAGAGACCCAGCAGUAUCGCAAAGCUACUAAGGCGCUGAUAGUGCUGAUACCAUUGUUAGGGGUUACCUACAUACUGUUCAUAGCUUGGCCCUCAGAAGGUGUGGCUAUCUAUACAUACUGUCGGGCCCUGCUAUUGUCCUUACAGGGUUUCACAGUGGCGCUUUUCUACUGCUUCCUGAACACAGAGGUGCAGAACACAAUACGUCAUCACUGGGAGACUUGGAGGGAAAGCAGAGAUAUUGGCGCCAACCGUAGAUACUGGCCCAAGGAUUGGUCCCCCAACACUCGGACUGACAGUAUCAGGUUAUACAGCAGUCACCACGUAGCUCCAAUAAAGCGAGAAUCUACUGCAAGUGAUAGUCACUUGGCUCCACAACACUACAACAAAAGAGAAUCGACAAUCAGCAACGUUACUACUCUCACUGUCUACAACGGGUCAGGGCUGUCACUCAGACCACCACUGAGUCCUCACAGAGACGUGGAGAUAUUGUAGACAACACGGUAGCAUUGACUUUAGAAUACUGAAUCAGAUAUGUAUAUUAUAGAACAGCUGUUACCGAUUAUACAAACAGAACAUAGUCGAAUGAGCCAGUCACAGGGUCAACAUAAACAUUUCUCUUACCUUAUAUGCAACUGAGAAAGUUCACGUGGCAAAAAAGAUGCUGUAGCUCACAACUAAUGUUGCCUUGGUCAAAAAGUUUGCGUAUUUGACACAAAUCAGUAAUUUAUAUCAGCACGAUUCUGUGGUUCAACUCAACGUCCCUUUUGAUUUAUAAUCUGGUGACAAUUUAAUAUAGGGAUAGAAUGUCCAGGUGUAUCAACAGUAAAAUAUCAUAUUCAUCAGUAUCAUUUACCUACUUCAGUACUAUACAAUGAGAAUUCACAGUCAGAAAUGUGACUACACUUAUGUACUAAAAUCUUCUGAAUAAUGUGAAUCAUGGAACUACUAUCUUACUACAGAGAGAUUUUUUCCGCGAUUCAGAUUAUUUAAAAAGAAAGUAAAUAAUGGACUUAUUUUCUAGGGAGAAAAUUAUGGUACCCCGGUAAUGUAUCUAUAUAAGACAUAUCAUAAUUUAAAUGUGAUCCAAAUAGUGUACCUUGUAAAGGUGCAUAAAAAGGCAUCAUUUUUUGGUGUAAAACGUAAGCUGUUUCCUAAACAUAUGAUAACAAACAAUGUAUGUAAUAUAUUUCAUCAACACCUCUUUUUAUCAAAAAGAGUUUAGCAUUGAAUAGAACAUUUCGUUGAAGGCAUUUGAUAAAUAUGCUUUGAAACAUAUUGUAAUUCCUACAUAAGAUCCAUAAAUCUGUAUCUGUACCGAUAAAUAUUCUUUCUCCUGAUUGUAUUACCAUUCUCACUUCAAAUAUGUUGCACUAAGGUUAUUUGAAUGAAAAUUCUUUAACGGCUUAUCGUAGAUGAUUGAUUGAAUUCUUCUCGAAGUUUGUUUACAUAAAAACCUCUAAUGCACUGGUAACUAUUAUAUAAAAACCUAAAGGACUUGUAAUUCAAUUUAAAACUUUAAAUACAUAUUUGAAGU